AUGUUCGGUCGGACGUUCAUUCUGAUAGACGGCUUGGGUGUAGCCACAAGCACUAAAGUGUCAAAGGUCAUCGAACAAAUGCGUGAAUCUUGCCCAUCUCUUCAUCUUUUGGUCACAAGUCGUGAUGUUCCCGAGGUGUAUGAAUACUUCAACGCCGAACAGAAUGAAACCGUCGCUAUGAGCAAUCAAGAAGGGGUUCAAUGCGACAUUUCUAGCUGGGUUACCCAAGAACUUGACAGUCACGUUACGUUAUGGCGUUACAAAGAUAAACAUGGCGAAAUUAGUUCUGCCAUAACCGAACGUGCGCAACAUUGCUUCCGCUAUGCGGCGUACUUGUUUCGUCAUAUUGGAACAGCCGUUAAUGAGAGCCACUUGAACUCUAUACUAUCAACCAUGUCCAAAUUGCCUUGUUCUUUGGAUGCUGCACGCAAGGGCGAUCCUGAGUGGUUCGAAGAAAUGGCGAAGAGCUUGGGUACUUAG
Messenger RNA from Penicillium samsonianum, 480 nucleotides. RefSeq lists its product as uncharacterized. Lineage: Eukaryota; Fungi; Ascomycota; Eurotiomycetes; Eurotiales; Aspergillaceae. The record is from RefSeq and is a predicted model, not a curated record. The transcript has 2 exons. Bases 1 to 480 code for a protein of 159 amino acids.